Messenger RNA from Humulus lupulus (European hop), 1229 nucleotides. Its product is annotated as protein PLANT CADMIUM RESISTANCE 2-like. The transcript is spliced from 4 exons. Lineage: Eukaryota; Viridiplantae; Streptophyta; Magnoliopsida; Rosales; Cannabaceae. Bases 92 to 529 code for a protein of 145 amino acids. The record is from RefSeq and is a predicted model, not a curated record.
UGUACACUUAUAAUUAGAAGCCAUAUCUCAUAUUCUUUCUUUAAUACAAUCUCAUCUCAUAUUAGCCCUAGCUAGGAAAGUAAAGAAAGUCAUGUCUGACUACGCUACAGCUCGGUGGUCCACUGGCCUCUUCGACUGUUUCUCCGAUUGCAAAAGCUGCUGCUUGACCUUUUGGUGCCCUUGUGUUACUUUUGGCCGAGUUGCAGAGAUCGUAGACAAAGGAACCACAUCAUGUGGAACAAGUGGAGCUCUGUACGCACUGGCAAUGUUUCUGACAGGAUGGGCUUGCUUGUGUUCGUGCUGCUAUAGAUCAAAGAUGAGAGAACAUUACGGUCUCAAGGGCAACUCUUGUAAAGAUUGCUUGAUCCAUAGCUUUUGUGAAGGCUGUGCCUUGUGCCAAAUGUACCGUGAGCUCGAGAACCGCGGCUACAACAUGAAACUUGGAUGGCAAGGAGGUGUGGAGGAGAAAAAUCGUGGGAUGGGAAUGGGUCCCGUUGCUCCAACUGUGCAAGGAGGCAUGACUCGUUAAAUAUAUAUAUAUAUAUUUAUAUAUAUAAUUAUUAGCUUCUUCUAUGUUUAAUAAUAAUUGGUGAAAAUAGUUUUAUUCAUAUGUUGUCACUUUGAAAAAUGGUUGUGAAUUUUCGAGAGAAUGUUAAGUAUAUUUGGAGGUUAUGCUGCAAAGAAUUAUAUAUAAAAAAAAAAGACAAUCAUAAAGUGACUAUAAAAAUAAUGUUAUUCUUACCAAAUAUGUGUAUCAAUUAUGUAUUUAAAUUAAUAUACACUACAAAAAAUCUUAGUUUUAGUCACAACAAAUUUUGUGACUAAAAACAAAAAAAUUGUGACUAAGGAAAAAUCAUUAUACUUAUGUCAUCACUAAAAAGUCCGUGGCUAAAAGUAUUAGUCACAAAGAUCACAAUUUGUUGUCACUAAAUGUAUUUUUAGUCACAACAAAUUUUAUCACUAAAAAUAAUAGGUUGUGACUAAAGCUACAUUAGUGACAACUUGUGAUUAAGUAUGACUUUUUAGUCACAAGUAAUAUUUUGUUGUUACUAAAAGUGACAUUUAGUGACACAAAAUAUAUGUUGUGACUAAAAAGUUGUCACUAAAGGUUACAUUUAUUUGUAGUGAUAGUAUGUACCAGAUUUAUGUUAUUAUCAUUUAUUGUGGUUGUAAUACUUUUAUCACCAUGUAUAAUUAUGUUGAAAUAAUAUUGAAAUAAUAUUUCAGUA